AUGAAUUAUUUUUAUUUAAUUAAAUAAAGAGAAAAUAAAGUUGGAAAUGAAGGAUCUAUUGCACUCAGUGAAGGUUUAAGUAAAUGCUAAAAUCUAAGAGAGUUAAAAUUGUACAUAAAUUGCAUAGAAAUUACUAUAGAAGGGUAUUAAAAAAUAGAUUAAUGCUUAUCAGGUUUAGUAAAUUUAUUAAAUUUCGAGUGCUUUCUACUUAAUUAAUCUGAAUUGUUAAAAUCAUAAGAUAUCCUCAACUGUAAAAAUAUCAAAGUAAUUUCAUGCUUUUUCCCAUACAAGAAAACAGAAUUCUUUUUGAAUAGACAUAUAAAUAAAGCUAAGAAAAUCAAAAGACUGGUUAAAUUUAUAAAAAAUUGA
Messenger RNA from Tetrahymena thermophila SB210, 369 nucleotides. RefSeq lists its product as hypothetical. The record is from RefSeq and is a predicted model, not a curated record. The transcript is spliced from 4 exons. Lineage: Eukaryota; Ciliophora; Oligohymenophorea; Hymenostomatida; Tetrahymenidae.